Messenger RNA from Puntigrus tetrazona (Sumatra barb), 4253 nucleotides. RefSeq lists its product as uncharacterized. Gene Ontology annotation, biological process: peptidyl-lysine methylation. The transcript has 11 exons. Gene Ontology annotation, cellular component: cytosol; cytoplasm. Gene Ontology annotation, molecular function: protein-lysine N-methyltransferase activity. The coding region runs from base 16 to 2760 and encodes 914 amino acids. The record is from RefSeq and is a predicted model, not a curated record. Lineage: Eukaryota; Metazoa; Chordata; Actinopteri; Cypriniformes; Cyprinidae.
CCCAUCUCCUACAUCAUGCUCUAUUUCUCAGUGUUUGUGUGGAUGUGCCUCUGCUUCAUGAAUCUCCAGCUAAAUAUAGUCAGAGUGACGCUGGAGAGCUGCGUGAUGCCCGUCUAUAACCGGCUGAAGGCUGAGGAUGCAGCUGCAGAAGCGCUAACCGGAUCAACAAGUCAGCGAGUAAAUAUUAUGAUGGAUUUAUCCGAGUCUGGAGAUGCAGAUGACACAGAAAAGACGGAUGGGAGCAUAAACACCGCAAAAGAUGAAGACAAAGAAACGCAUGACGAAGUCGUCCCUGUGCGGAAGGCGUCCUGGGAGCCCAGCGUGCUUUCCACCAUCGGAAAGGAAGUCCAUUAUUUCGCCGGUCAUGAGAUCAGCAUCUGGGAGUCUCUCGAUUCAUUUGGUUCUAUCAUCUGGCCAGCAGCUCUGGCUCUGUGUCGUUUCCUUGAGUCUAAACAAGCGACGGUUGACCUGGUUGACAAGGCCGUGUUAGAGAUCGGCGCCGGCACAGGUCUCGUUUCCAUCGUGGCCAGUCUGCUGGGUGCUUGGGUGACAGCGACUGAUUUGUCUGAAGUCCUCGGGAACCUGAGAUGCAACCUGUCCAGAAACACACGGGGCCGCUGUCGAUACACACCGCAGGUGGCAGAGCUCUCUUGGGGAUAUGAGCUCGACAAGACCUUCCCUCAUUCGGUCUACAGAUACGACUACAUAUUAGCAGCCGAUGUGGUCUAUCAUCACGACUUCCUGGAAGAAUUACUAGUCACCAUGCGGCACUUCUGCCAGCCGGGUACGACCCUCAUAUGGGCCAACAAGACCCGCUUCAACUCUGAUCUGGUGUUUGUGGAGAACUUCAAAAAGACGUUCAACACCACCCUGCUGGCAGACAACGGAGAGGUCAAGAUUUACGCCGCCACCACAAGAGAAGAAAGUAGACUACAGGCAUCAAAAGAGACUAAAGGGGAUGCGAGGAAAGGAGUGGACGAGGAUGAAACGGUCAGCUGUGAGACAGAGAAGAAUGAAGGAAAGAUUACAUGGACAGAGCAGAAGCUUGUAGAACAGGUUCAAGAAUAUGAAAAUAAAGACGAGCAGUUUGGAGAAGAGCAGGCUACGGGGGAUGCUGAUGUGGAAAAACUGGAGGAUGGAAAUCUGAACAGCUUCGAAGACAACGACAACACGAACCUUGAAACUGAACCUGAGGAUUGUGAAGAUGAAGACGACGACUGUGAGAUGGACUCGGCACUUCUUGAACAGAAAUCUGAAGGAAGCACAGAGAACGAUAAACAACAGGAGUACACAAGAUCCUGGGCACCAACUAUUUACUACAGACCUGGGAAAGAGGUUUACAAUUUUUUGGGCACGGAUAUUAAGAUUCAGGAGUCCAUCGAUUCUUACGGUGCUACUAUAUGGCCGGCGGCACUUGCACUUUGCAGAUUCUUGGAAACGCCGCAGGGCCGUCAACACAUUGAUUUACUCGACAAAUCAGUUCUUGAACUUGGAGCCGGAACCGGAUUGCUUUCGGUUGUCAUCACGUUAUUGGGUGCCAAACUAACGGCAACGGAUUUACCCGAGAUACUAAGUAAUCUGAGAUACAACCUCAACAGGAACACGAGAGGCCGGCGGAGACACGAGCCCCUGAUUGCUGAACUCUACUGGGGUCACAAGCUGGACGAGAUCUUUCCUAGAUCCACAUACCGGUAUGAUUACGUGUUGGCGACUGAUGUGGUCUAUCACCACGGGUUCUUGGCCGAGCUGCUGGUCACCAUGCGUCACUUCUGUCAGCCGGGAACUACUCUAGUCUGGGCGAACAAGGUCCGCUAUGGUUCCGAUCUGGGCUUCGUUGACAACUUUCUCAGAUACUUUGAAAUCAUACUCCUCGAAGAGUUGGAUGAUGUGAGGAUUUACAUAGCGACCAGCAAGACACCGGAGCAGGAAGGCGACCAGGAUCUAGAGUUGAACGAGGAAGAGGAGGACAAUUAUGAUGCUGGGGAGCAAAUCUCUACAAACCAAGCAGAAGAAGAGGAACUGGUGUGUGAUGAUACUGAAAGUCCAGAUGAGGCACAAGUAGACGAAGAACACCAGGAUUUGGGAAGACCCGAGGAGGAAGCUCUACCUGCCAAAGCAGAACCCCCGGAGCACAGAUCCUGGACUCCCGCCAUCUACUACAGUCUAGGCAAGGAGAUCUACUACUUUCUGGAUCAUGAAAUCAAAAUUCAAGAAGCCAUAGACUAUUACGGAGGUGUGGUAUGGCCAGCGGCAUUGGCCCUUUGCCGAUUCCUGGACACCCCAAUGGGGCAACAGCAGAUUAAUCUGAUCGAUAGAUCAACGCUGGAGCUUGGAGCAGGAACAGGCCUUGUCUCGAUAGUCGCCACACUUCUUGGUGCUAAACUGACAGCCACAGAUCUUCCAGAGAUCCUCGGGAAUCUGAGGUGUAACCUGAACCGGAAUACCAGGUGGCACCGGAGACACGAGCCUCAGGUUACAGCACUGCGGUGGGGCUACAAGCUGGACGAGAUGUUUCCCCGUUCCACGCAUUAUUAUGAUUACGUGCUGGCGGCCGAUACGGUCUAUCAUCACGACUGCCUCGCGGAGCUUCUUGAGACCAUGCUUCACUUCUGUCAAAAGGGGACAACUGUAAUCUUUGCAAACAAGGUCCGGUAUCAGACAGAUCUGGCUUUUCUUGAGAACUUUCAGAAAGCUUUUAACACCACAUUUCUGACAGAGCUGGGUGAGGUGAGGAUUUACUCAGCCACCCUGAGAAUCUGACGACGUGAACUUUAACUACACUGCUGGCUCAGGUAGAGAAGACAUUCGGCUCUGGAACAUGCUUGUUUGAGGAACCGCUGCAGACAAUUCACAUUGUUUUUUUUAAAUCAACGUUAAGUUACCUAGUCAAUGUAGUGAAUUAUCAGAUACGUUCAUUUGGUAUCCAAACACGGGACGAGACCUACAACAAAUAUUGUUACAAUAUUUGGAUCAGCCCAAUUCUAUUUUGCCAAUUUGUCAAUUCUUCAUAUAUACUGCAAAAACGAUCUUCUUCCUUAUUAGAAAAUAUCUACAAAUUCUGGAAUUAAGACGUCUUUACUUGAAAGGUAGAACUACUUAAGAUAGGUCUUGUUUUCUGAAAAACAAUAUUCAAAUUUUGAUAGUUCUUGCUUAAGACAAGUAAAAAUGAAUCUUUAGCCUCAUAUUUUACUCAAUGUUUUUACUAGUUUUAAGCAAAAACCAAAGAAUAUUUAAUAUUUUAAUCUGAAGUCAUAUUAAUAUAUUUUUUUAAUAUUUAUACUAGAAAACAAGACAAAUACUACAGCAGAAUAUAUUUUUUUUGCAGUGAACAAACUACGUUUAACUCCAAUCCAGAUUUCAAAACAGGAUCCCUUUUGUAUAUGGCCAACUAAAAUUAAUUUUUUUUUUUUAAUUUUUAGUAAACCAAUAGACUAUAUAUUUAUAUGGUUUCAUGUGAUAUUAAAGGAGAUCCAGUAUGAAGAGUCAAAUCAGAAUUCAGCUUGUCAUCUUUGAUAGAUUUGAUUUGGACUGAAUUGCAAAAUAAAAAAAACUAUGAACAUUAAACCCUCAAAAUAAGAUUUGAAAAAGAAAUCUGAAUCGUCUGCACUGAAAAUAAAACCAGGCUGAUUAUAGACAUAGACGCUUAUGAAAAAUGUAAUUUUGUGAACCUAGAUUAGAACAAGACUUAUAAAGUUUGUAACUCAAGCUUUGCACAGAUAUACAGUGAAUACUGUAGUUAUUCAUGAAACAAAUUCCAACAAAACAUCUUAAUCUUAAAAGAAUCUUAAAAAAAAAAAAAAAACACAUCCAAUUAUUAAAAGGUAAACAAUGAUGUUUAAACAGUUGAAUUUAUUUAAAACAAUGUGCUGUAACGAAAGAGUGGUGUUUGAGAAAUCAACAUUUCAGAUGAAAUACAUUUCUUCAUGAAAAUGAUUUAUUGUGCUAUGCACAUAACAACAGCUAAGACUAUGAUCUUACAAAUAUUGUUUAUUAUAUCGGAAAACAAUCUAAUGUGGAUCUAAAAAAGGUCAACUUUAAUAUUUACAACUUUUUUUUAACAUUUGUACUAAAAAGUAAACCGUGAUUCAGCAUGUUUGUCAGAAAGAUGGACAAAAUACGGUCAGUUCCAGAUCCUUUUAUUCAUCAAAUACAUUGACUGUGUUAACAAAAUAACCGGCUGUUACUUCUGAAACAAUGGAUAUAUAAAAUAACACCUACCUACUCUAUGCAUGAAUUAAAAGGACUUGAAAAUA